AUGUCUGAACUUGUGGCAGUACGUCGCGUUGUGGCCGCGCUGACCCUGGUUCGAUUCCAGAAGAGUCAUUAUACUGCGAUUAAUGCUCAGGAAGACGUUACUGCGCAUAAAGAGAAAGAAUGUUUAAUAGAGAUUAAGGAAGCUUGUGCAGUCAAGUGGGUCAUUUGCAACACCAAUAAGCAACCCACCAACAUUACUGCUGAAGAAGCCAAAGCAACUGGUAUUAAGUUGUGUUUUUCUCAGGAGUAUUCCUGUCAUCAUUGGGGAACCUAUGAAUCUAAGGCAGCUUUGCGUGUGGUUCAAAAGCAAACAAAGAAAAACAAGUAUCCUGCUCUUCUUCUUGUGAAAGGAUUCUUUAAGACACCUGAGUUUUAUGAAUUUGUUGUUACAAAAGAUCAUGCAGAGCAUACUCCUGGUGAUAUGCGUAGUGACAUUUGCACCCUUCCUCUUGCAAAUAAAUAUCUUCACGAGUUGACUCAGCAAUUAGAACAGUCAUCAAAAUCUGCUAGUCAAAUUAGAAUUGAUAUGUUGAGAGCUGUAAAUCGAUAUGGUAGAAAGUCUGAAAGAAAAGUUAACUAUUAUGAUAUCUGGAAUUUGAUAAACAAAACAAACACUUCAUAUUCUCCAGAUCCAUCAGCCUUUGCGUAUGGUUUUAUGUCACCCGUUCAGCAAGAAAAAAUGAAAACCGCAACUUCUUUCUGUUUGAAUACUACUCAUGCAAUCUCUAGCAAUGUGAAUGAGAUUCUUUAUACCUUUUUGGUACGUGAUAAAGAUAUUGGUAGAGGAUGGCCUGUUGCCUUUAUGGUAACCAAUGAUCAAGGUGUAAGCCCCAUUGUGCAGUGGCGGCAGUUCUUGAAGAGAUCUUCUUUGCUUGUUGACCCAAAGCAAUUUACUAUUGAUUGUUGUGCAGCAGAAGUUCAUGUCAUUCAGACAACUUUCCCUGCAACAUCCAUUCAAUUUUGCAUCUUUCAUGUAACCCAAGCAUGGAACCAAAAGUUAUCUGACAGUGUGAAGAUUCCUGGAUCCUUACUAUCAGAGACACAAAUUUUACGUGGUGUAAUGAUGAAGUCUUGGCAAGAGAUCAUUUAUGAAGAAGAUAUAGACGAGUUUCAUCAUAAAAUUGUACAGUUUAAAGAAGACUUUAAUGACCAAGAAAGCUUCUUGGAUUACUUUGAGAGAAACUGGUGCACAGAAGCAAAGUUUAAGAUCUGGAGUAGAGCAUACCAUGAAUGA
Phycomyces blakesleeanus NRRL 1555(-) is the source of this 1233-nucleotide messenger RNA. RefSeq lists its product as hypothetical. The record is from RefSeq and is a predicted model, not a curated record. Bases 1 to 1233 code for a protein of 410 amino acids. Lineage: Eukaryota; Fungi; Mucoromycota; Mucoromycetes; Mucorales; Phycomycetaceae. The transcript is spliced from 5 exons.